ACGAAUCAGAACGACGGGCCAAGCACAUAUACGUGUGGUCUACGGUCUACGGACAAAGCAAACAAUCAAGCAGCGCUUUAGUUUUUCAAUCUUAAACCUCUGAACCCAUUUGCAGGAAGUCACUUAAAGGGGCACCAUUCAAGGAAAAUAUGGUGCCUAGAUGCUCAAUUUCGUCUAAUGAGGUCCAGUUGUUCAAGAGCUUCACUGGGAUUCAACGAAUUGCAGAAACUCGUGCGUUCAAGGCUUGGUUCUUAGAUCAGUUCGGGGUCCUUCAUGAUGGGAAACAACCUUAUCCGGGUGCUAUUUCGACAUUAGAAAAUCUUGCAAACCUUGGUGCCAAGAUGGUGAUAAUUAGUAAUUCAUCAAGACGUGCAUCAACAACCAUAGAUAAAUUGAAGAGCCUUGGAUUUGAUUCUUCUUUGUUCCUUGGGGCUAUCACUAGUGGAGAGCUAACACAUCAGUACCUGCAAAGGAGAGACAAUGCAUGGUUUGCAGCACUGGGAAAGUCUUGUAUUCAUAUGACUUGGAGUGAUAGGGGUGCAAUAUCUCUUGAGGGCCUAGGUUUAAAAGUUGUAGAGAAUGUUGAAGAUGCAGAUUUUGUUCUAGCCCAUGGAACUGAAGCCCUUGGCCUUCCUUCAGGCUCUACAAUUCCUAUGAAACUAGAAGAUCUUGAGAAAAUAUUGGAGAGAUGUGCUGCAAAGAAGAUACCUAUGGUGGUUGCAAAUCCAGAUUAUGUGACAGUUGAAGCUAGAGCUUUGCGUGUAAUGCCUGGUACACUGGCAGCCAAAUAUGAAAAGCUUGGAGGUGAAGUGAAAUGGAUGGGAAAACCAGAUAAGGUAAUCUAUAAAGAAGCCAUGACAAUGGCAGGUGUUGAUGCUUCUGAUUGUAUUGCUGUUGGGGACUCCCUCCACCAUGAUAUAAAAGGUGCAAAUAUAGCUGGAAUUCAUUCAGCAUUUAUCACUGGCGGGAUCCAUGCAACCGAACUUGGUCUGAGCAAUUUUGGAGAAGUUGCAGAUUCAUCUUUUGUCCAAGCCCUUGCAUCUAAAUAUGGUGCUUAUCCAACAUACGUGCUGCCAGCAUUUACAUGGUAGUCUUUUGAUAUUGGUAAUAUUCUCUCUAGUCCAUUUAUGUCAUGAAGAUGGAGUCCUAAUUAGCUCAGGAAUGAAAUAUUGAGAAAUAGGAUCCUCUCUGUGGUUUAAAUGGCACAUUCAUAAUGGAAGGGAGCAUGGAGUCUCUAUGGAUUACCAUAUCCAAGAGAUUUUAUCUAAGAAGGAUGUUUUUUUCUUUCAAUUUUAUCUUUUUACCAGUAGGGGACAAUCGACAAUGUGUAAGUAUUGUUGAUUGCAAAAUCAUAUCAUUUUCCUUCUAACAUAUUUGUGAAUUGCCAAAUCUCUAUUUGAGACAAAUAAUGUGGACAAAGAAAAUGUAGUCAAAUGCUUAAAGCAUGAGCUUGGUGAUGCCUAGGCAAUCAAUUGCUCUAGCUAGGUUCCUAGGGCCUAAUGACUGCACUAUAGUCUGGUUGAAGGCUUUGUGGUAAGUCACCCAUACUUCUGUGCAUAGAUUUUGUACAUUAGUCCUUAAAUAAUAAUAUUAUGCAUUGGUUUUACUA
Messenger RNA from Nelumbo nucifera (sacred lotus), 1609 nucleotides. RefSeq names its product Haloacid dehalogenase-like hydrolase (HAD) superfamily protein. Gene Ontology annotation, molecular function: phosphatase activity. The record is from RefSeq and is a predicted model, not a curated record. Gene Ontology annotation, cellular component: chloroplast; cytoplasm. Lineage: Eukaryota; Viridiplantae; Streptophyta; Magnoliopsida; Proteales; Nelumbonaceae.